Messenger RNA from Microtus oregoni (creeping vole), 1931 nucleotides. It is a transcript of the gene Sparc, whose product is annotated as secreted protein acidic and cysteine rich. NCBI's taxonomy places the organism in Eukaryota, Metazoa, Chordata, Mammalia, Rodentia, Cricetidae. The record is from RefSeq and is a predicted model, not a curated record. The transcript is spliced from 10 exons. Gene Ontology annotation, biological process: anatomical structure development. Gene Ontology annotation, molecular function: protein binding; extracellular matrix binding; collagen binding. The coding region runs from base 131 to 1042 and encodes 303 amino acids.
CUGCCCAGAGCUCCAAGUGGCUUCCUGCUGCUUGCCUCUAAACCCCUCCACAUUCCUGCAGCCCUUCAGACCGCCGGAACUGUUCUGCCGCCUGCCUGCCUGCCUGUCUGCGCCGAGGGUUCCCAGCACCAUGAGGGCCUGGAUCUUCUUUCUCCUCUGCCUGGCCGGGAGGGCCUUGGCAGCCCCUCAGCAGACUGAAGCCCCUGAGGAGGAAAUAGUGGCGGAGGAAACUGUGGCUGAGGAUACUGGGGUCCCUGUGGGUGCCAACCCAGUCCAGGUGGAAAUGGGAGAGUUUGAGGACGGUGCUGAGGAAAUGGUCGAGGAGGUGGUGGCUGACAACCCCUGCCAGAAUCACCACUGCAAACAUGGCAAGGUGUGCGAGCUGGACGAGAGCAACACCCCGAUGUGUGUGUGCCAGGACCCCACCACCUGCCCUGCUCCCAUUGGCGAGUUUGAGAAGGUGUGCAGCAAUGACAACAAGACCUUCGACUCCUCCUGCCACUUCUUUGCUACCAAGUGUACCCUGGAGGGCACCAAGAAGGGUCACAAGCUCCACCUGGACUACAUUGGGCCAUGCAAAUACAUCCCCGCCUGCCUGGAUUCCGAGCUGACCGAGUUCCCUCUGCGCAUGCGUGACUGGCUCAAAAACGUCCUGGUCACCUUGUAUGAGAGAGAUGAGGGCAACAACCUCCUCACCGAGAAGCAGAAGCUGCGGGUGAAGAAGAUCCACGAGAAUGAGAAGCGCCUGGAGGCUGGAGAUCACCCCGUGGAGCUGCUGGCCCGAGACUUCGAGAAGAAUUACAACAUGUACAUCUUCCCUGUCCACUGGCAGUUUGGCCAGCUGGACCAGCACCCCAGUGAUGGGUACCUGUCCCACACUGAGCUGGCCCCACUGCGUGCUCCCCUCAUCCCCAUGGAACACUGCACCACACGCUUCUUUGAGACCUGUGACUUGGACAAUGACAAGUACAUCGCCCUGGACGAAUGGGCCGGCUGCUUUGGCAUCAAGGAGCAGGACAUCAACAAGGACCUGGUGAUCUAAGGUCACACCUCCUUCUGCAGUCCCGGAUUCUCUCCCUCUGAUGUCCCCCUUACCAUUCCCCCUUUGUUAAAAAUGUUUGGAUGGUCGGCUGUUCUGCCUGGGGAUAAGGUGCUAACAUAGAUUUAACUGAAUACAUUAACGGUGCUAAAAGAAGAAGAAAAAAAAGAUACUAUAACCUAAGUCAUGGCAUUUUCCCAUGUAACUCGACUCUGGGGCGUGGCCCAUCCACAGCCCCCACAGCCCCCACGUCCCCUCCACGGCCCAGUGCCUCACUGGCUGUGUUGGAAAUGGAGUCACACGAGCUUGCCUUACCCAAGCACGAGGUAUCUUUAGCUUUCAUUCCUGUUUUCCACUUGACUCUAACACUCACCCAUCCAGACUCUGCUGAUCUCAUUUUGGGGUGGGGGCUACCUGGGGUCUUCCCCAGGUGUUUCGUAGGAAGGCAAAGGAAAGUGACAGACAUAGGAUACAAAAUUUGGGCAAGGAUGCUCUGAGACCCGAGGAUCCACCGUUCAGAACCCAGUCAUGGUAGCCUAGAUCAACGAUUUGAGAGAAUAUUCCGGAGCUGUGAGGACUCCCAGCAGCCCAAGACCUCACUGUCUCUUCCACUCUUUAGGCAGUUUCUUUCUGUGUUUGGUUGUUGGUUCAAAUUUUGGCAAGCCAUGGGUCUAUGGGUGGACCAGAACAUCUCACAGGAUUCUCCUACUGAUAAUGGGCUUCCGGGGUUCUUCCUGGGGGCUCCAGGCACUGGGAGGUCGUUUCAGGAAAGCAAGACUCAAGAGGAAGGCAUAGAAAGUUGUAACGUAGAGAAGGUGAAGCUGGUGAAUUGGUUUGAUUUUUUACAUCUAGACGGCUAUCAUGAAGUUUCUAGCAUGCCCCCACCCCCACC